Diachasmimorpha longicaudata is the source of this 2152-nucleotide messenger RNA. RefSeq names its product 60S ribosomal export protein NMD3 (gene Nmd3). NCBI's taxonomy places the organism in Eukaryota, Metazoa, Arthropoda, Insecta, Hymenoptera, Braconidae. The record is from RefSeq and is a predicted model, not a curated record. The transcript is spliced from 8 exons. The coding region runs from base 667 to 2091 and encodes 474 amino acids. Gene Ontology annotation, molecular function: ribosomal large subunit binding. Gene Ontology annotation, cellular component: nucleus; cytoplasm. Gene Ontology annotation, biological process: ribosomal large subunit export from nucleus.
AAUAAAACACGUAUUUUUUUAUUAAAAAAAUCAAUGAAAAAUGAUCGAAUGAUUUAUAAUCGAGUCCUUAUGGACUCUGAGUCAUGACGUCACCCCAAAGUGUCCAUAUUCAUAGCAUCGUGACGUCAAUUUACAGACGGUUAGAACUUGUUCAUUUUUCGUUAUCUUUUUACAAUGAAAAAAUCCGUAUUUAGUGUUUCUCAUCAAAUUUUUGCAUUUCAUCAACUUUUUCAAUAAAAAAAAUCACACAACAACCCAAUCAAUCGGAACUUCUCUAUUUGGCAGUGUGCGCACCAAGUCUUGAAGCAAAUUAAGCCGGUUCUCAUACAAAACGGAUCAUCACAAUGAAAUCAAAUGAUUCGUCGGGCGAGUUUCAUUGGGUGUCGCGAACGUAUCACAGAGUCUUGCCCGCUAAUCUAUCUUAAACUAUAAAAUAAUAGGAACUAGGAACUAUAUUCAUUACAUGAAAUUAAUUUCAGAGAGUUAGAUACUUCAGGGUUUUUCCAUUAAGAGGAUCAAUGAGGCCUGCUGUUUCAUCACUUGGUAUGGAAAUGACGAAGGGACUAAAAUUCAACAAAAAAUCAACAAUCGUCAGGAUUUUAACAUAACUCCAUCUUCAGAUUAUGCUGUCGUUGUGGCACAUUGAUUGAACCCAAUCCCUCGAACAUGUGCGUAGCAUGUCUCAGAACAGAGGUGGAUAUUACUGAGGGAAUACCAAAACAAGCAACAAUACACUUCUGCAGAGGAUGUGAGAGGUAUCUCCAGCCCCCCAAUGAAUGGAUACCCGCAGCGCUGGAGUCCAGGGAGCUUCUCUCGUUGUGUUUGAAGAAGUUGAAGGGUCUGCACAGGGUCAAACUCGUCGAUGCUAGCUUUGUUUGGACUGAGCCACAUUCCAAGAGAAUAAGGGUAAAACUUACCGUUCAUGCUGAAGUAGCUGGUGGAGCCAUUCUUCAGCAAAUCUUUGUCGUUGAAUUCAUUAUAACCCAUCAGAUGUGCGAUGACUGUCAUAGAACAGAGGCGAAAGACUACUGGCGUGCAUCAGUACAGGUACGCCAGAAGGCUAUCAACAAGAAGACGUUCUACUAUUUGGAGCAAUUGAUACUGAAGCACAAGGCUCAUGAACAGACACUAGGGAUCAAGCCCAUUCAUGAGGGGUUAGAUUUCUUCUAUGCUAACGAAGCUGCUGCAAGAAAAAUGGUCGACUUCCUGACUGCUGUGCUGCCUUGUCGUUAUCAACAGUCCAAGAAACUCAUGUCUCAUGAUAUUCACAGCAAUAUCUACAAUUAUAAGUUCACAUACAGCGUUGAAAUCGUUCCAAUUUCCAAACACAGUGUUGUGUGCCUUCCCAAGAAACUAACGCACCAACUGGGAGGUAUAAAUCCGAUCGCUCUUGUCUACAAAACAACGAGUGCACUGCAUUUGAUUGACGUCGCUUCGGGUCAAAUUGCUGAGGUAAGUGCAACUGUUUAUUGGAGGCACCCCUUCAACAGCAUCUGCAAUCCAAAGCAGUUGACAGAGUACAUCGUGAUGGACAUAGAGCCCAUGAGAGAACACGAGAGAAAAAUAUUCCCUGGCCAGGGGGCCCUUUCGUACAAGCAUGUUGUGGCUGAUGUGUGGUUGGUGAAAGCAUCGGACCUGGGUGUUAAUGAUAACCCCAUUCAUUCACGAACGCAUUUGGGUCACGUUUUGAAGCCCGGAGACUCGGCCUUGGGAUAUGCAGUUGGAGACAGCAACAUCAAUGAUCCCAACUACGAUAAACUGGCACAGGACAGCAUUCCAGAUAUAAUUCUGGUGAAGAAGUUCUACGGAACAGAAAGGACUGCGAGGCGAAGGGCGAGAAUGUGGAAAUUGAAGCAUUUACACGAUGAAGUGGUAUCCAUGGGCACUGAUAACAAUGAGUACAAUGACUUCUUGGAAGAUCUUGAGGAAGACCCCGAAAUGCGCCAGAAUAUCAAUAUCUUCAGGGACAGCAGUAAACAAAUACCGGUGGAUUCAAAUGAUUUGGAUCCGAGUGUACCACAGGUUACACUCGAGGAAAUGCUGGAGGAUCUUGUGAUUGCGGACAGUGAGAUGACUGAGGUUUAUGAAUAAAGUCAAUGACGGAAAUCAGUGGGAUUAUUAGGAAUAAAAGUUUUUGUUCACAAAAAAAGAA